Messenger RNA from Miniopterus natalensis, 1020 nucleotides. RefSeq names its product EMG1 N1-specific pseudouridine methyltransferase (gene EMG1). Gene Ontology annotation, molecular function: rRNA (pseudouridine) methyltransferase activity; rRNA binding. Lineage: Eukaryota; Metazoa; Chordata; Mammalia; Chiroptera; Miniopteridae. Gene Ontology annotation, cellular component: nucleus; small-subunit processome. Gene Ontology annotation, biological process: rRNA base methylation. The record is from RefSeq and is a predicted model, not a curated record.
CGAGCCCUCGCCAUUUCCAAGCGCCCACUUUCAAAAUGGUAGCCGGAAGGAAGUUUGCGAUUAGGAAGAGCGUGAGGUUCUAAUUUAAGGAUUUUAGCACAAUUUCCGGCUUGGUUGCAAGAUGGCUGCGCCCAGUGGUGGAUUCCAACCUCGUGAGCGUCGCGAUGAGAACCAGGAUCAGGACUGGGAUGUUGUGGCUCCCAAGCGGCCCCGACUUGGGGCGGGAAGCAAGAUGGGAGGCCGUAGGCUCAUUGUGGUGCUGGAAGGGGCCAGUCUGGAGACAGUCAAGGCAGGGAAGACAUAUGAGCUCCUCAACUGUGACAAGCACAAGUCUUUGUUGUUGAAGAAUGGACGGGACCCCGGGGAAGUGAGACCAGACAUAGCUCACCAGAGUUUACUGAUGCUGAUGGACAGUCCCCUGAACCGAGCCGGCUUGCUGCAGGUUUAUAUCCAUACACAGAAGAAUGUGUUGAUUGAAGUGAACCCCCAGACUCGAAUUCCCAGAACCUUUGACCGAUUUUGUGGCCUCAUGGUUCAGCUUUUACACAAACUCAGUGUUCGAGCAGCUGAUGGCCCCCAGAAGCUCUUGAAGGUAAUUAAGAAUCCAGUGUCAGAUCACUUCCCAGUCGGAUGUAUGAAAAUUGGCACUUCUUUUUCCAUCCCAGUCGUCAGUGAUGUGCGAGAGUUGGUGCCCAGCAGCGACCCUAUUGUUUUUGUGGUGGGGGCCUUUGCCCACGGCAAGCUCAGUGUGGAAUAUACAGAGAAGAUGGUGUCCAUCAGCAACUACCCCCUUUCUGCUGCCCUCACCUGCGCAAAACUUACCACAGCCUUUGAAGAAGUAUGGAGGGUCAUUUGACAGUAGGACCUUGCUCUGAAACACAGAGACUGUUGACAUUGCAUUCCUUGACUCUUCUAACUCACCGUUGGAAGAUGACCUUCCUGCACCAAGACCGUGGGGUUAGUGGAAGCCGAGGUUGUACAUUUGCUAUUUGUUUAUCUUAUAAAUACUAUUCUUGCAAA